AUGUCUAUGAGACAGAAUCAGUACAGCAAUGAAGGCAAAAUUGGAUCUAUUGUUGGAGAAAACAGGCUUCAAUCAUUUUUAGAUAAACAUUCUGAAAGAAAUAUGCAAGGCCAACUAGGAUCUAAUAAAUCUGAGAUUGUUGACAAACAAGUUGAAAACAGUCCAUCACAAAUUCAUGCUGAACAAAACAAACCUCAAAUAAGCCAUACUGGACAUCAGUCUCAGAUCAAUAGCCAAAUUCAUCAGUCCAACCAACAAGUAAACCAAUUACAACAGAAUCAAAGUAUGAGCCCAGUAGCACAGCAACAGCAUAUUGCUCAACAUUUAUCUCAAAUGCAGCAACAGAAUCAAAUAGAAAAAAAUCAACAGUUACAUAUGGCACAAAAUGUUCAACAGCAAAUGCAGAUUCAGCAACAGCAAACUCAGCAGAUGCCAAUCCAGCAACAGCAACAGCAAACUCAGCAGAUACAAAUCCAGCAACAUCAAAAUCAGCAGAUGCAGAUCCAGCAACAGCAACAACUACAUAGACAACAAGAAAUACAAUAUAUGCAAAUGAAAAAGUUUCAGCACUUACAAAGACAACAAAUUCAUUCUAGACCGAAUUCUAGAAGCCCUUUAUUACAACAAAAUAAACAGAAUAUUGAAAAUGCUUUCCAAAUGAAAUCUGAGGCUGGAUUUUACCAACAUGAAGAUUCAUGGAGAAAUUAUGAUGAAUAUCCUGAUGAAAUGAAUGCGCAAUUUUAUGGCAAAGAUUAUGCUUUUGAACAGCAAGUAAUGAAUCAGCAGAAAUGUAGAGAUCAUGCUUUUGGAGUUCAGAAUGACUUGGAAUCAGAGAACCUGAAUGCUCCAAAAGCUCCUUCUCAACAAAAUAAUACUCCUGGAAAAACUUCAGCAGGAACCAUUAGUGGAAUGUUAGCAGAUUUCAGCAGAGCAUUAGGUUUAAGUAAUGUUUCAGAUGAGAAAAGUCAAGAAGAUUCUAAUUCACUAAAUAUUGAAAACAAAGAUUUAUCACAAAACCAGGCUUCUAAACCCAUGAAUCAACAGCAAAUUCAUGCUCAGAUUAGAUCGAAUGAACAAUUUAUCCAUGGUAAUCAGAAUCAAAAUACACUGGACUUCCAAGGACAACAGCAUGCGCAAAUAUCAAUGGAAAGCAAACAUAUUAUGAGAAAUGAUGAUGCAAAAAUGCAAACUUCUAGACCAAAUCCAUUUCAAAAUACACAGCAAUAUCAAUUACAGCAACAACAGUUGCAAUUGGAUUACAGCCAACUUCAACAUCCUUCCCAACAAGUACAAGUUUUUGCACAACCAAAUUUAAUGCAACAGAAGCAUGGCUUAGUAAAAGAUGAGUUUUUGAACUCCAUUGAUAGGGAUCAAAAAGCAGUAUAUCUGCAACAACAGAUUUUUCAGAAAUUGCCUGAACAGCAACCAAUGUUUGCCCAAAACCUUACACCUCAACAACAGCAAAUGUAUCAGCAACAUAUGCAACUUCAGCAUCAUGCACAGCACUUAAAGAAAAUUAAGCGUUCAUUGCCUCAUUCCUCUAAUGAACAACAAAGACAGCAGCCUCAGAAAAAAGAUGGUAGUGUCAAUAUGAUUGGGCAAAAUCAAAACAUUGGUACAGGAGUCACAAUACAGCAAAUGAUUGCAGCUCAAUUUCUCAGCCAGCAAUCUUCUUUACCAAUUCAAAUUAUGAACAGUCAACUUGUGGGGUCAGACAUGAAGUUGCCCACACAAAACAGAAUGGUUGCUGCUAAUAGUCCUGUUUUGGUUGCUUCUGGUUUAACAAAUCAACAACUCAAUAGUGGUAAAUGUUAA
This is a messenger RNA of Nezara viridula (southern green stink bug), 1815 nucleotides long. Lineage: Eukaryota; Metazoa; Arthropoda; Insecta; Hemiptera; Pentatomidae. The record is from the annotation of a GenBank genome assembly.